ACAACUGUGCACCUCAUUUGAUAACCACACAAUCUUGCCCGCCAUUCCUUUUUUAUUUUUUUUAUUAUAUUUAUUAUUUUUUUGGUAUGAACUAUAGCAAGUCUUUGAAGCUGUAAAUCAAUGGCAAUGGCACCUUCAACUCCCACUAGCGGGUCUGGCAAGAAGGUUAGAAAGCCUUAUACUAUAACCAAGUCUAGGGAGAGCUGGUCUGAGGAAGAGCAUGACAAAUUUCUUGAAGCUCUUCAACUAUUUGACAGAGAUUGGAAGAAAAUUGAAGAUUUUGUUGGUUCAAAAACGGUUAUCCAGAUUAGGAGUCAUGCCCAGAAGUAUUUCUUGAAAGUUCAGAAGAAUGGGACAGUAGCACAUGUGCCUCCUCCUCGGCCUAAGCGCAAAGCUGCUCAUCCUUACCCACAAAAGGCAUCCAAAAAUGUUUUGGUGCCAUUGCCAGCUUCCAUGGCUUAUGUUUCUUCAACUGGUACCCUCCCACCCGGGUAUGUCACAUGGGAUGAAAAUUCCUUGCUCGUGAAUGCUGGAUCCAACAAAUCUCAAGAAGAAAUCAACAAUCUUCAUGGAAGUGAAGCUGAUAUUGGACCAAAGGGGACAACACGAAUUGGCCACACCAGUCUUAGUGGUGUUGGGAACUCUACUAGAAAAUUGCCUGCCACUGAGAUGCCAAAACAAGGGAACCAGGGUCAGGUUCUUCAUGGUUUGCCAGAUUUUGCUGAAGUUUACAGCUUCAUCGGAAGUGUUUUUGAUCCAGACACAAAAGGCCAUGUCCAGAAGCUGAAGGAAAUGGAUCCUAUAAAUUUUGAAACUGUUUUGUUGUUAAUGAGAAACCUCACUAUCAACAUGUCAAAUCCUGACUUUGAGCCCAUUAAAAAGGCCAUGUCAUCAUACGAUGCUAAUACAAAGACAGGAGUUACUGCAGGAAUAGAUGUCAAGAAGCAGACAAAUGAUGUAUCAUGUCAAACAGCUUGACAACCAUUUAUUGAACUAUUAUGUGGUCAAAUGAGGAUGGAAGACUGUGGUUGUAAACGCAGCCAAACCAUCAGCCUUUGUAACCACAACCGGGAGAGUGUGUUAGAAAUGCUACCAAAGCCAAAAAUACAUUCUUCAGGUAAUUCUUAAGGUGCACAUGGUUUUGUAGUAUUGUAGUGAUCAUAGUACGUGUUUAUAGGACGUGGUUUUCAAGUAGACACGGGUCUAAUAGCAAGAUAAAGUUUGAUGGUUCAGGUGUAUUAUUAAUAUCAAUUGGUGGUGGUGGUGGUGGUUGGGUGGGAAGGGGCUGGUUAUAGUAGCUUUCAAUGUGGCCUAACUUUCAAUGUAAUUGUAAAUGAUAAAGAGCAUCAUAACGGGAAGUGGACCCAAUUUCUAA
This is a messenger RNA of Cajanus cajan (pigeon pea), 1375 nucleotides long. RefSeq names its product protein REVEILLE 8. Gene Ontology annotation, molecular function: DNA binding. The record is from RefSeq and is a predicted model, not a curated record. NCBI's taxonomy places the organism in Eukaryota, Viridiplantae, Streptophyta, Magnoliopsida, Fabales, Fabaceae.